CCGUUUUUCUGUCUUGCACGCGCUAUCCUGUCGGUGUAGGUUAAAGAUUAACCCAAACCGUGACUUGCUGGUUUUUAAAGCCAUUUCCGUUUGGUCAAGUCAAAACAAAACACGUCACAGCUUUACUCCCACUGCACCCCUACCCGAAGGCUUUGUGUACGGAGCUUUGUCUGUGUUUGGCUAGCCUGGACUGACAAAAAAAAAAAAGGGCAAUACAUCGAUUGUGUGACAGAUGGGGGGGGCUCUUUUGUAUGAAAUCCUCACCAACAUGACCUCCAGCGUCAUGCGUAGAGUUGCGCGUACCGAGUGGGAGUUGUCUGCUGCUGGAUAAACGCAUUGUUGUGCUGGGGGGAUGUUCCAUCCUGUAACGCUGCUGUUCCUGCUGUUUGCCUCUGCAGCCUUUGAAUGGCCUACAAAGGGAGGAACUGUGUCUUCUCUGUAGAAAUUUGCACAGAAACCAGCACGGACACCAAGCAGACCUCUUUCUGUUUUAGGUGAAAGGACCAAAGUAUCCCCCCUCGCUGGAUGAUAACAUUGUGCAGGGAAUGAGAACCGUUUCUCGGGCCGUUGCUUUGUAAGGCUGCUGACUAGCUACCUACUAGCAAAACUGUCCGUUUAACCGAGCAUCACGGAGAGUCAAGAUGAAGAAGAAAGCUCGGCAGCACCGGCCCGCGGUGCCGCAGAGGGCGCAGUCUCCAAUCAAGCCCUCUCCCAACAAGCAGAUCCUGACCUACGCCCAGGCGCAGCGCAUGGUGGAGUUCGAGCUGGACGGCCGCAUCCACCGGCUAAGCAUAUACGACAAGCUGGAUGUGAUCUCUGACGACGACCCCAUGGUCCAGGAGAUGAUGGAGUGCACCAGCAACAAGGAGAACGCCGACAAACCUCAGCAGCAGGUCCGCCAGAGGUCGGCCAGACUAAAAAACAACCAAGAGAAGAGAAAUGCUGCGCUGGGCAUCGCCGGCAACGCGGAGGGCGGUGGGCAUCACGCCGCGGGUCCUGCCGCGCCAAAGCUCCCCGAGCCGAAAUUUCGAGUUGUCGAAUACAACCUUCCCGCGGUUCCCAAGCGCCCAGCCGCGUUUUACAAGUACAUAGAGAAGACGGAGGAGGAGCUCGAUGAGGAGACGGAAUACGACAUGGACGAGGAGGACUACGCCUGGCUGGAGUUGGUGAACGAAAAACGCAAAAGCGAAGGGAUGAGUCAGGUUUCCCACAACGUUUUCGAGUUCCUGAUCGACCGUUUCGAGAAAGAGCUGCACCUAGAGAGUCUGGACCAAGCGAGCGAGAAGCAGCCCGCCGUCGACGAGGACGCAGUUUGCUCCAUCUGCAUGAGCGGCGAGUGCCACAAAGGCAACACCAUCCUGUUCUGCGGCGUGUGCGGCGUGUCCGUGCACCAGGAGUGCUACGGCGUCCCCUACGUCCCAGAGAGCCACUGGCACUGCAGACACUGCCUCCAGUUGCCGACCCAGCCGGCGGGCUGCAUCCUCUGUCCCAACAAGGGGGGAGCCGUGAAGAAGACAGACGACGAUCGGUGGGGCCAUGUGGUCUGCGCCCUCUGGGUGCCAGAGGUCGGCUUCGCCAACACCACCUUCAUCGAGCCCAUCGACGGCGUCGGGCAGAUCCCGUCCGCCCGCUGGAAGCUCACCUGCUACAUCUGCAAGGAGAAGAGCGUGGGUGCGUGUAUCCAGUGCCACAAGGCCAACUGCUACACGGCCUUCCACGUCACCUGCGCCCAAAAGGCCGGCCUCUUCAUGAAGAUGGAGCCGAUCAACGAGGUGAUGGACACGGGAGAGCCCAUCCUCUCCGUCAAAAAGACCGCCUACUGUGGAGCGCACACGCCCAACGGAUGUGUGAGGAGGCCGCUCUCCAUCUACGAAGAUGCCAAGCGUAAAAACGGAUUCUGUAAGAGGGCGAAUAAAGGCAGGGGAGACGAUAAAGAACAUUGCAAGGGAAAGCAGCCGCAGAAGAAGAAAGGCAAGAGCAAGAAGCCUGAACCUGACGAGGAAAAUGAGGUUGCAGCUCCUGCUACUGUGCCUAGUUUUCCUGCUCACAGGCUCCAAACCAUUCUGAACCAGGUGUCCAUACAGAAGAAGAGAGCUUUUGUGGAACUGGUCCUAAAUUAUUGGACCCUGAAAAGACGAUCCAGGAACGGAGUCCCCCUGAUCAGACGCCUUCAGACCUGCCUGCAGGCACAGAAGAACUCACAGCCGAGGCAGAACGAGGAGGAAAGCAGAGCGCUGAAGGAACAGCUGAAGGAAUGGCACCGCCUCCGACACGAUCUGGAGAGAGCGCGGCUGCUGCUGGAGCUGAUUCGCAAGAGGGAGAAGCUAAAACGGGAAGAGAUUAAGCUACAUGAAACCGUCCUGGAGAUGAAGCUAACGCCGUUUAGCAUCUUGCUCCGGGCUCUGUUGGACCAACUUCAGGCCAAAGACCAGGCCAAGAUCUUCACCCAGCCUGUGGAUGUCAAUGAGGUCCCAGACUAUCUCGACCACAUCAAACGCCCAAUGGACUUCUCCACCAUCCGGCAGCGCAUCGACGCCCAGGCCUACACCAACCUGGAUCAGUUCGAGGCCGACUUCAACCUCAUCGUCGACAACUGCAUGAAAUACAACUCCAAGGACACCUACUUCUACCGGGCCGCCAUUCGCCUCCGAGACCAGGGCGGCGUCCUGCUCAGGAAGGCCCGGCGGGACGUGGAGCAGAUGGGCUUCGACGCCGAGAGUGGCAUGCACUUGUCGGAAGCUCCCGAAGUCAAAACGCCGCCGUCGUUUUCUUGGGAAGACGUGGACCGUCUGCUGGUGCCAGCCAACCGGGAGCACCUUCCCCUGGACAAGCAGCUGCAGCUGCUCCUGGAGAAGUUCGACCUGACCUGUGCCAUGAAGACCAGCCCGUCCCGCAGCAAGCGCCUCAAGCUGCUUAAGAAGACCAUCAGCGACGUGCGAAACGAAAUCAGCCUGAAGAAGCUUCUGCCCUCUCACCACCACAGUUCUGCCUUCGCAGCCGCUCCGUCCCCUCCGGAGCUGGACAAAUCCACAGAGGACAAACAGAAACCCAACGGGCAUUUUCAAGAUGACGAAGGAGACAAGUCUCUUCCUCCUAAACUGGAGCCGCCGGACGCUCUACCCCCGCUCCUCCGCUCAGACGCCGACUCCGAACCCCCCACCCUCAAACCGAUCGUCGAUGCCCUGGACGGCGCGGAACAGACUCGCAGCAAGCGGCCGCGGUUGGACGGGGACGCGGCGGAGCUGCUGUCCUCGGCUCCACGCCUCAACGGCCACUCCCUGCAGAGCGCCCUGUUGGACGGCGACGUGAGCGUGCUGGCCACGCCCACCUUCGCGGAGCCCACGGGCACGGCCAACCACCGGACGGCCGUCGUCUUCCACAAGUCGAAGGCGGCCGGAGCGCACGGGCCGCCCGAGAGCGAAGACAGGGAGGACGACGGGGCCGACGGCGGGUCAGGCGAGCAGGACGGGGAGAAUAAGGACGGCUCCCAGCUCGGCGCCAAAUCUUUCCUCUCGGUUGUCAUACCGCGGCUGGAGACGCUGCUUCACAGCAAGAAGAGGAAGCGCAGUGGCAGCAGAUGCAGGGAGGUGGAGGAAGAGGAGACUGAACACACAGACGAGGGGGCGUCUCCCAGGAAAAGACUCGACACUGGCCUGUCGAGAGGUUUCCUGGAGCUGGAUGAGGAGAAAGAAGUAGAAAAAACACGGCGGACCAGCAGAGCGGUGGAGCCGCGACGGCGCUGUGCCUCCGAGUCCUCCAUAUCUUCAUGCAGCAGUCUACAGGGAAGCGCCAGCACCAUUCUCAGUCUUCCAAAAUGUGGAAAGGGGAAACCAGCUUUAGUCCGAAGAAACACUGUGGAUGAUAAGAGUGAACUCAUCGCCUGCAUUGAAUCAGGGAACUUUGCCAAAGCUGCUAGAAUUGCUGCAGAGGUCGGCAACAGCAAUAUCUGGAUGCCGGCUAGUGCUGCAACAGUUGCCCUGGAACCUUUGAAGCUAGUCUGGGCCAAAUGCAGCGGCUACCCUUCCUACCCUGCUUUGAUCAUCGACCCCCACAUGCCACGCGUCGGCUGCCAACACAACGGGGUGUCCAUCCCCAUCCCCCCCAUGGACGUGCUCCGAAUCGGAGAGCAGAUGCAGUACAAGGCCGAGGAGAAGCUCCACCUCGUCCUCUUCUUCGACAACAAGCGCAGCUGGCAGUGGCUUCCCAGGUCCAAGAUGGUUCCUCUUGGCAUCGACAAAACCAUUGACAAGAUCAAGCUGAUGGAAGGCCGCACGUCCAGCAUCCGUAAAGCGGUCCAGAUCGCCUUCAGCCGCGCCAUGAACCACCUGAGCCUGGUGCAGGACGAGCAAGUCAGCGACCUCAGCGACGUCGACUGAGGAACAAGACCACUAACCAAAAAAAGCUCCUCCCCACAAACCCACACACACUCACUCCUCAUUCCCCUCCUUCUGUCUCUGCGGGAGACUUCGAUGUUUACUGGGCACCUGCUGUAACAGGUGGUGUCAGAAAUGAAUGUGUCCGUAUUUCCUCACCCUCCUCUCCGCCCUUUCUUUCAGCCUCGUGACUGUGCCAAGGUGGAGGCGUUUUUCUCCCCCCCCCCUCUUCCUCCACUCUCAAUCCAAACACCUCCACUGCCAUUUUUUGUUGUUGUUGUGAACAGCUGAUAUAGUUUGUUUUGGUUGCCUUACAGAAUCCCGUUAAUUUGAAUAAAAACCUAUUAAGCUUAUGUCAUUCCCACAGUUUUUAAGUCUGUUGCUUUCUUUUGUAUUUAAACUGUAAAUAACCUGUACAGUUGCCUGACACUAACUUAUUUUUUAUUUGUUGAACAUGCCAUUGGUACUGUACAGUUUGUUUUUUUUCAGUAUUUAGUAAGUUUUGCUUGAAUGAUCGAAAAGAAUAGAAAGUUAGGGCUCAAGUGUCUUGUUUAAAAAAAAAAAAA
Messenger RNA from Poecilia reticulata (guppy), 4939 nucleotides. RefSeq names its product bromodomain containing 1a (gene brd1a). Gene Ontology annotation, molecular function: protein binding. Gene Ontology annotation, biological process: regulation of transcription by RNA polymerase II. The record is from RefSeq and is a predicted model, not a curated record. Lineage: Eukaryota; Metazoa; Chordata; Actinopteri; Cyprinodontiformes; Poeciliidae.